Molecule: messenger RNA, 1250 nt
Organism: Carassius gibelio (silver crucian carp)
Lineage: Eukaryota; Metazoa; Chordata; Actinopteri; Cypriniformes; Cyprinidae
Product: odorant receptor 131-2-like
Exons: 1
Coding region: 79-1029 (316 amino acids)
Biological process (GO): G protein-coupled receptor signaling pathway
Cellular component (GO): membrane
Molecular function (GO): G protein-coupled receptor activity
Source: RefSeq, a predicted model, not a curated record
UUUUAUUGUAAGUAUUAGUAAUUAUUUUUCAUAAUAUGUUGUGUAUUAUUGUCUAAUUUUCUCUCAGCUGUGCAAGCAAUGGCCAGUCCGAAUGCCAGUGGCUAUGAGCAGAUGCAACUGAUCCAAGCUGACCCUGUCCGGAGGAGCAUUUCACUUUUGCUGACCCAGAUCUUCGUGUGGCCCUUCGUCUACCUCAUCUUCCUCAUGCUCUUAAUAUUCUCUAAGAAAGAGACUUUCAGAACAGAAACACGUUACAUAUUGUUUGGUCAUUCUCUCCUGGUAGACCUAAUGUUUCUUUUUCUGACAGAUUUUGUGGUGCUCUUAUCUUACAACUUUGUUUUAAUACCACUGCAUUUCUGUAUCCCCAUCUGCAUGAUAAUGGAAGCAGUCGCAGUAAGUGCACCAUUAACCAUUGGUGCCAUGUGUAUGGAGCGUUAUGUGGCCAUUUGCAUGCCGCUGAGACAUCAUGCAAUCUCCACCUCUAGAAGAGCCCUAAUAGUGAUUAUAAUGAUAUGGAUCCUGAGCUCCAUAAACCCCUUUGUUGAUAUGUUUAUCCUCAUUAGCACUGCCUCUCAUGAGUACCUGAGUCAUCUGACGCACUGCCACUAUGAGAUUAUGAUUUUGGAAAGGAUACGUCAGUUUGCUAGGGGUCUGUUGUAUAUUGUGGGGCUCGUGUUGAUCUUGAUAAUUGAAAUUUUUUGUUAUGUAAUGAUAUACCUUGCUGCACGUGCAGCCUCUGGUGACAAGAAAUCAGCAUCAAAAGGGCAGCGCACCAUUUCCCUCCAUAUACUUCAGCUGUUUUUAUGUAUGGCGGAGGUGAUGUGUCCUUACAUUGAGGCUGUAGUAAUGCAGUAUGAUAUUCAGUCAUACUUGACUGUCCGAUUUAUAAAUUUCCUUGCAUUUAGUAUCACUUCUAGAGCAGUAAGUCCUCUCGUCUACGGCUUUAGAGAUGAGAAAUUCUAUGCAGCUAUGGCUUACUAUAUCAGAUGCAAAAAUAAUGUAAUCUCUGACAUUGAUAAACAAACAUGAUUAUCUUCGGUUAAAGCAUUUACAUGGGAAUCUAUGUGAUUUUAAGGCUAAAAAGUGCUUUUUUUUUUUUUUUUGCUUGUCUAAGUUUCUAUCAAAAUGUUAUCAAGUAAAAUUUGUAACAUAUCAAAAGUGCAGUUCUUGGUCUAAUAGUGAUGAUCUACAGUUUGAAAUUGUCUGCCCAGCAGCAAUAUAUUUGAAUAUAGAGAGCUUUUUAUUUACCA